CAUCGCCAUGUCCAUCUUCACCCCCACCAACCAGAUCCGCCUCACAAACGUGGCCGUGGUGCGGGCUCGGCGCGGCGGAAAGCGCUUCGAGAUCGCCUGUUACCGCAACAAGGUCAUGGGAUGGCGCAGCGGAGCGGAGAAAGAUCUGGAUGAGGUCCUGCAGACUCACACAGUGUUUGUCAACGUUUCCAAAGGGCAGGUGGCAAAAAAGGAAGAUCUGGUUCAAGCUUUUGGGACAGAUGACCAAACAGAAAUCUGUAAGAUGAUCUUAUCCAAGGGGGAGCUGCAGGUAUCAGACAAAGAACGGCACACACAGCUGGAGCAGAUGUUCAGAGACAUCGCCACGAUCGUGGCCGACAAAUGUGUGAACCCUGAGACAAAGAGGCCAUACACAGUGAUCCUGAUAGAAAGAGCCAUGAAGGACAUUCACUACUCUGUCAAACCACACAAGAGCACGAAGCAGCAGGCACUGGAAGUGAUCAGACAGUUGAAGGAGACCAUGCAAAUUGAACGUGCUCACAUGAGGCUGAGAUUUAUUCUUCCAGUAAAGGAGGGCAAGAAACUGAAAGAGAGGCUCAAGCCACUGAUUAAAGUUAUUGAGAGUGAAGACUUCCAUGAACAGUUGGAAAUUGUGUGCCUUAUUGACCCUGGCUGCUUCAGGGAGAUCGAUGAGCUGGUCCGGAGCGAGACCAAAGGGAAAGGAACUUUGGAAGUGCUCAGUCUGAAAGAUGUGGAGGAAGGAGACGAAAAGCUGGAGUGAUGGAAACCUUCCUGCAGCAACAACAGCCUGCAAAAGGACUGGCCUCAGCUACUCUCUUCUCUUAGACCUUCAUGUUUUUCCCAAUCUCUUGUUGCCAAAUAUUUUCUGACACUAAUCCUUUGGGAUCUUUCCAUGCAGUGUGGGUCGUUUUUUUUUCUAACUCGUUGACCCUUGCUUGGUUUACAAAUGGCUUUGCCUGUGGGAACAUUUUGUGUCAGGGUUGUGUUAAUGAGGACUGAGUUUAAACGUGGUGGGGGAGUUGUUGCAGCUUUGGUUUGCUUGAAGGGUUGCUGUUUCAAAGUGUUUGGUUGCUGCAUUGCCAAUUGGUUUUAUGUCAAGUUGUCAGCGUGGAGUGGAGGAUGGCAUAGGUGGGGUGGGGUUUGGAUGUGAGGAAGGGAGCUUUAAGAAAAGAGAGCUGCAUUUGCACUUCCAAACAGGUGCAAAGUGUGGAUCCUGUCUAAAACCCAUCUCUUGGCAGCAUGAAAACUCACUGAGAGUUCCAUAAUUGGCUGCUUGAUAGUUAGAGUCAUUUAAAGGAGCAUUCCUAAAGAUUUUCUUUCCCUGGAUGUAACAGGACUUGCUGACUUAGGGAAAAAAAAAGAAGGGUUCUCCAAAUAACUUAUUGGUAAAAUCUAUUUAGCUACAUCAAAUCCAAAUGAAUGAUCAUCUAUUUAUAUAUUCUAGAGACAGAAAUAAAGUUGUUAUUUUUGUUAAUCAUCUAGAAGCUGUCUCUGGCUUUCUGAGGGCUGAAGGGUGAGUGUGAGCUGUUCUCCUUUGGUGAUCAAAGGAAUCUGGAGCAGGCAGGGGUGGCCUCUGGCCAUGCAGACAGGUUUUUGUUGGGCCAUCAUGCCCCAGAGGUAGCUGUUUGUGUGUGCCCCUUUUUUUUUUCAGCCUGAUAGAGGACAAUCCUGGCAGUUGGCCUUUAUCCUCUUGUCUUUUUAUGCUACUUUCUAGUAUAUACACACACAAUUUGCAGCCAGCUCCUGAGGCACAGGGUAUAGUUCUUGAUAAUUCUGUGAAAUCUUCUUUCAGCCAUGUUAAACAAAUGCCUUGAAGUUGAAGUUGGCCUCUCUUCUUUCUUUGAGGUGCCUCUCUUCUUUCUUUGAGAUACACAACAACUGGAGAAGGAGAUGCUAAAAAUACAAACUACCAGGCAAGGUGUGUGUUUGGGUGACUGAAAGCUAAACCAGCAGGAAUUUAGGGAGCCUUUAGUGUUCUGGACCUGCUCUCAUGCUGACAGUAUGCAGCAAGCCAGAAGCUGCAGGUAGCCAAGGGCUGGAUCUCUCCAGCCCUUGUUGAGUUCAUUGUUUGCUGUUGAUGCUCAGAGUGCAGGA
Messenger RNA from Indicator indicator, 2094 nucleotides. RefSeq names its product SBDS ribosome maturation factor (gene SBDS). Bases 8 to 760 code for a protein of 250 amino acids. The transcript has 5 exons. Lineage: Eukaryota; Metazoa; Chordata; Aves; Piciformes; Indicatoridae. The record is from RefSeq and is a predicted model, not a curated record. Gene Ontology annotation, biological process: cytosolic ribosome assembly; ribosome biogenesis.